This is a messenger RNA of Podospora pseudopauciseta, 3015 nucleotides long. RefSeq lists its product as uncharacterized. The transcript has 4 exons. Gene Ontology annotation, molecular function: DNA-binding transcription factor activity, RNA polymerase II-specific; DNA binding; zinc ion binding. Gene Ontology annotation, biological process: DNA-templated transcription; regulation of DNA-templated transcription. The record is from RefSeq and is a predicted model, not a curated record. The coding region runs from base 1 to 3015 and encodes 1004 amino acids. Lineage: Eukaryota; Fungi; Ascomycota; Sordariomycetes; Sordariales; Podosporaceae.
AUGUAUCCAAUCCGCCAUCUUAUUGACCCGCCCACCAGUAAUCCUCCUCCUCGUGGCCAACCCCAACCACCGGUAGUUGGAAUUGACCCCAACGCCUCUUUAUUUACUCCACCCGUCCUCCCACACUCGACAUCAGCCGCCGGUCCUCUCACCGGCACGGCCCCGGCCUCGGCUCCGGCUGCAUCACCCUCUCCGGCCUCAUUUUCACAUCCAUCCAACUCGAUCAAUGCCAACACCACCUCCCAGCCGCCACAACAACAACAACAACAACAACCGCCACAGCCACAGCUCCCGACAUCGCUUUACCAGUGCGCUCAUUGCUUGCGUCGGUAUUCUCGGCCCGAGCAUCUCCAGAGACAUAUAGCAACCCAUACUCUCGGGAAGCGCUUCGUCUGCGAUAUUUGCUCCAAAGCCUUCGCCCGGGCAGACCUCCUCAAACGUCAUCGCACCAACCAUCAAGAUGACAACAGCAACAAACGUAAACGCCUCAGCUCCGCGGCUCUUGGUGCCGGCCGCGUUGCACAUGCUUGUCAGGCAUGUGCCAAGGCUAGAGUCAAGUGUGAAGAGAUGAAACCAUGCACAAGAUGUAAGAACCGUGGCAUAACGUGUGAGGUAGCAUCCUCAGAGGAUGCCGCGAUGCACCUGCUACAUCUCUCCGCAAACGCCCAUGGUUUUGAGUCCCAUCCACCAGCGGACACGUCUCCGAGCGCUUCAUCGCAAUACGCUCAACCAAUAAGUGCCGCUGAGCCUGAAUUCCAACAGCCAACUUUCAACCCAGCACUGAAAAGCUUUGCGUCGUCUUCUCGAUAUCAGCAGCCCAGCCUUGCUAGCAACUCCCUCACGCCGGAUGAUCGGCAGUUCAAAGAAGAAUCACAGUUGCCAACGCCUGAAACACUAAUGGACCAGAACAACCCAGACAACCUCAAUCGUCCUCAGGCUACCUAUCAGAACCAGGGCCUGGCUACGGUGGAGCAAGAUUUGGAAAAAGCACCAUUCUCAGAAUUUCUACGUGAUGUUCUGUACGACCAGUCGUUUGGAAAUUCAGCCAGAAUGGCUGAGGCACAAGGACUGGCUGUUUUGGACUUUUGCGAUGAUGUCAACCUGGACUUUCGAGAAUUUGACUUUGGUCUUCUCGAGAAUUGGAACCCUGAUGCCACCCAGCACGUACCCGACUCGACUACUCAAGUGGACAAUUCGGCAGAGGUUGCGGCCAUGCGAUCGACACUCGUCAAGAUCUGGACCGAAUCACCCUGGCGUUGGGUUCCGAAAAGGACCGAUACGGGCUACAACGAGCAGUCUAACCUUCCACUGCUCUCCCGGGAUGUACAUGGAUCUAAAGCCCUCAAGCCUGAUCGAGUGGUAAAGGACACUCUGCAUAGCUCCAACCGGGACAAGAUCUUGGCCAUCGUUCUGAGCACAUGCAGGGAAAAUAGCAUGAUAAAUCGCGUGGCUUCAUCGUUUCCCUCGGCCGAGAUAAUGGAUACCUGGAUUCAUGUCUUUUUGGCUGCACACAUGUGCCAAGUCUCAUCAUGGAUUCACUAUGGCUCGUUUUCCAUGAACCACCAAUCUCCAGAGUGGCUCGCCAUAGCCACCGCUGCUGGUGCCGUUCUUGCCCCGGUCACUACCCUAAGAAGAUUCGGUUUCGCGCUACAAGAAGCCGUCCGUAUCUCCAUUCCAGGCAGAUUUGAAGAAAACAACACCAACAUCGGCCUCCUCGGCCCAGUCCAAGCUCUGGUGCUAGUGCAAGACGUCGGCCUCUGGAGCGGCAACCGUCGGAAAAUGGAAAUCGCAGAAUGUCAUCUCUCGGUUCCCAUGGCCAUGAUGCGCUACAGAGGAAAAUUCACCAAAACCGCCUACCCAGACGUCAUCAUCCACCCCUCCGACGAGGGCGAAGUCCUCGAAGAAAAAUGGAAAAAAUGGUACCAACUCGAAUCAUGGAAACGUCUCGUUUUCCACGCUUACCUCCGAGAUGCCCAAGUGUCCAUGACACAAUUCAACAACCCCUCCAUGUCCUACGCUGAGCUCACCCUCCCUUUACCCUGCUCGAAAGAUCUCUGGUUUGCACGUACAGCAGAGGAGUUUAAAAUCCGGUAUCUCGAAUCUCGGACCAACAGUGAGGGCAACAAACGCCCUCCAUCGCUAGGCGAUUUAUUCAGGGACAUCAACCUCCUCGCCACGAACCACCACCUCCUCGACGUGCAAUACGCCAUAAGUAUCUACCUCCACGGGUUCUGGUCCCUAAUAUGGGAAUACCGCCAGCUCAAAUCCAUCCUUACCUCCUCCCCUUUACCCACUACUGACCCCUCGCUCUCCCCCGAAAUGCUCCUCACCCAACGCCACGGCGAACUCCGCCGUCAACUCUCCCUCUUCCAAUCCGUCACCCGCGGCUGGCACGAGAUGUUGUCUGCCCAAGAAUCCAUGAUUCUCCACCUCCUCCAAAUGAACCUCCACGUUUCACUAAUCGACCUCCAACUGUUGACCGGCAAAGAAGGGGAAGACCAAGCAAGAAGGGUCUACCCCCUUUUGCAGAAAUGGUGUCUCGAAUCGAGCGACAGCCGCCAGGCGUUGUAUCAUGCCGGCCAGAUCUUCCGAUGGGGGAGGAAUUUCCCCAAGGGACAUCUAAAGGACUUCUGGGCGAUUGCGGUGCACCAUGCUGCGCUUUGUUUGUGGACUUAUGGGAUCAUUAUCAGGGCGUCAGGGAGGAGGAAAGGUGGGGGGAUGGGGGCACCGUUGGUGAUUGAUGGGGAGGGGGUGGAAGGGGCGGGGUUGGAGGAGUGGUUGGUUUAUGGGGGGGAGGGGAGGGAGGUGGUUGUACAGGGGAUGGGGAAGAGGGGGGUUGUUUCGGUGGAGGAUCCGAGGGGGGUGAUGGAGGUUGCGAGGGGGGUUUUGGAGGCGAAUUUUGUGGAGGAGGGGACGGGGGAGGUUAAGGAGGGGGGAUUGCCGCCGGUUAGUGAGAAUAUUGUUGUUGUUUUGAGGCAGUUGGGGAAUGCGGCUUGGGCGGUGGGGUUCGGGUAG